Molecule: messenger RNA, 1209 nt
Organism: Brassica oleracea var. oleracea
Lineage: Eukaryota; Viridiplantae; Streptophyta; Magnoliopsida; Brassicales; Brassicaceae
Product: F-box/kelch-repeat protein At1g64840-like
Exons: 4
Coding region: 1-1209 (402 amino acids)
Molecular function (GO): protein binding
Source: RefSeq, a predicted model, not a curated record
AUGCGGUUCCGAAAUACCCACCCCGAAUCCGAUUCGGUAACCCAAAUGCCCAGCCCUACUUUGAAGGUUACUGUGUCCGUACCGGACUGGUCUCUUCUCCCUGUAGAGCUACUCCACAUCAUCUCCAAGAAUCUGGAUGACUGUUUCGAUGCUCUUCAUGCUCGCUCUGUUUGCACCCUGUGGCGAUCCAUCUUUCCCUUUCCUUCUCACCUAUCACGCCCAAGUUACACUCUUCCAACGCUCGAUAACAAAGGCUCGUGGAGCCUCGAAAGGAUCCCUCUGUUCCUCUUUAGACCCCGAGCUCUUGCUGCUUCUGAGUAUUUCUUGGGAGGAAUAAGGCGAGAUGAGGAGCCAGAGGAGGAGGAGGAACUUCUAUCUCCUAUGCAAUGCACAGUGAAAGUGGAGAUUCUAGGAUCAUCUGAUCGGAGGUUGAUGAAUAUGAAAGACUGCCAGAUCCUCCCUCUUGGCCAUCAGUACAGAAUGAUUGGUUGCAAUGCUAGAGAGUACAGAAACGUGGCUGUUCUUCCUCUAAACCAGGAGGGAGGAGGAGGAGAUUUUGUUGUUCUCCUUAACUUCACUAGAGUUAUGUUUGUGUUUAGAAGUGCUGAAAUGAGGUGGAGGCGGUUACAGCCAUUCACAGAUGCUACUUGCGAGGAAUUAGUCACUUUUAGAGGCAAGUUUUAUGCAAUCUUUAUCAGCCGAGAGGUUUUCGCUUUCGAUCCUCAUUUCCUGGAACUGACUCCCCUGAAGCCCUUGGAGCUACCAAACUGUGGUUCAAGCAAUGAUCUGGUUCAAUCUGGCGACGAUGAACUUUUCCUUGUUGAGACAAUCAUCCCUCGUAAUGAUGAUGUGUUAGACUUCAAUCGGUUAACGCUAAGAGUGUGUAGGCUAGAUGUGGAGGCUGGUCAAUGGGUGGUGGUCACCGAUAUAGGAGACCGUGUGUUUAUUAUUGGAGACUUGGGGAGUGUCUCAUGCUCGGCUAAAGAGUUUCCUAAUGGUUGUGGUGUGAGUGGGAACUCAAUUUUGUAUACUAAUCUGCCAUGGAAUGAAACAUACUUUUACAAAUAUGGUUUAGAUACAGGACGCGAGGAAGACGACCUCAACUGUUGGAGAUUUUCAAGAGAGAAUCUGGUGACUAUCCUCAGCACUUCUCCGGUGGUGGCUCUGCGGGUCGAGCGAUCUCCCCAGCUGGAUGCAUUACCUUACUAG